Messenger RNA from Knipowitschia caucasica, 774 nucleotides. The record is from the annotation of a GenBank genome assembly. NCBI's taxonomy places the organism in Eukaryota, Metazoa, Chordata, Actinopteri, Gobiiformes, Gobiidae.
AUGAUCUCAAACGGACUGAACAAAGAGAGGAGGAGGCUGUGCUUCUCUGCCGGCCUGUCUGGGCCCUGUCCCCCCGAGCACUGUCCUCUGCAGAAUAUUGAUGAGGGGUCAGUGCAGAGGUCUGGGUCAGCCAAAGUGAUAAUCGGACCCUCCUCAGGGACUGGGGCAGUGCGGCGGCUUCGACCAAAGAAGAGCACACAAAUUCCUGCCGCCCUGGAGGCCACACUGUGGCACAGAGUGAGUGUGAAGUCAGAUCUGCAUUCGGGCGUUGCGGGGACGAGCCGGAUCCCUGCCACGGCGCUCACAUCUGAAGAUGAGGCUCAGUAUUGGUCCAGGACUCAGCUCCGCCGCUCCAUGACCGGAGCACUCACCAGAUCAGACCGUGACAAACGUCUGCAGGAGAGCUCUCAGGAGCACCUGUCCGCUCCGAGGGUGUGCGUGGUGGGUGAGGAGUGGGUGAGGAGGGGCCGGUUUGAGAGCGAUAACGAUCGGUGGCCUCGGCGAUCACAGAGGUGUGACUCCAUCUCGCUGCUGCACUUACAGCACCUGACAAAUGGAAGGACACGGACCCCUCACCACGCGGUUAGCAUUGACCUGCGGCCGCAUCCACACGCUGCUCUACACGCUUCAUUCAAAGGCGUAAAUGCGGAGGAGCGAAGCAUCCUAUUGAGCUUGCUCCAAGGACGCGCUCUCUGUGAGGAGAGGCUUGGGCAGUCGCUGCAGCAGGUGGAGAUGUGCAACAUGUCUCCACCUGCUGCAGUGACGGUAGCUUGA